Messenger RNA from Populus euphratica (Euphrates poplar), 429 nucleotides. RefSeq lists its product as uncharacterized. The coding region runs from base 1 to 429 and encodes 142 amino acids. Lineage: Eukaryota; Viridiplantae; Streptophyta; Magnoliopsida; Malpighiales; Salicaceae. Gene Ontology annotation, biological process: regulation of double fertilization forming a zygote and endosperm; regulation of protein localization to cell surface; double fertilization forming a zygote and endosperm. The transcript has a single exon. The record is from RefSeq and is a predicted model, not a curated record. Gene Ontology annotation, cellular component: extracellular region; vesicle.
AUGGCAUCCUCUACCCUUCCAUCACACUUAGCCGGUCCACGUCUAUCUUCACCCAAGAUGGUUCAAGCUACCAUGACAUGCUCGAUUGUAUUAACGCUAGCUUUUGGGUUCAUGGUGCUUGCCUCAGGUGUAGCGGCAGCUCCUGCAACACCAUUUUUCGGUCGGGACCCUGUAGAGAUUCAAGAGUGCUUGGCAACCAUCAAGGCACACGCAGAUAUUUGCUUGCAAGAGGUUGCAUCCUUGGUGCUGACCUUUCAAAAGAACUUAGUCGGCCCUAAAUGUUGCAGUGCCUUGGCUGUAAUUGAUGACAAGUGCAAGCCUAAAGGAUUUAGUUUUGAUCCUUUCUUGCCUCCAUUGUGGAUCAGGAAACGCUGUGCUUCGCUAUUAUCUGCUCCAAGUCCUGAUCCAGUCGUGCCAAGUUCUACAUAA